Oryzias melastigma (Indian medaka) is the source of this 8608-nucleotide messenger RNA. RefSeq names its product bone morphogenetic protein/retinoic acid inducible neural-specific 1 (gene brinp1). The record is from RefSeq and is a predicted model, not a curated record. NCBI's taxonomy places the organism in Eukaryota, Metazoa, Chordata, Actinopteri, Beloniformes, Adrianichthyidae. The transcript is spliced from 8 exons. The coding region runs from base 1817 to 4096 and encodes 759 amino acids. Gene Ontology annotation, biological process: negative regulation of mitotic cell cycle; positive regulation of neuron differentiation.
GCGGUGCUGUAUGUGCAAUGGGCCUCGGACUGCAUCCACGUACCUGACCUUAACGUGGUACUGGUUCUGGUCCAGUACCACAUCUGCUCUGGUGUUCUAGUUCGCGGCUUGAAGGUUGGGGACCUGUGAUUUAAUGGGACGUACGUCAGAUAAUGACGAUUUGGGGAAACCCAAAACGUGAAAAAGGAGUCCUUAACCAAACGUCAACAUGUGACGACUUGUGAGUGAGAAUGUUUUGGUGAAUCAGUUAUAGGUGAUGGGCCAAAAGGUAAACAACAACAGUGUAUAAUAGUUAUGGUAUAAGACAUGUAGAAUAGAGUCAAAUAAAUAAAUAGCGUUCAGCACCCUGGACAGCGAUCCUUGGUCGGUAGCCAACUGGAGACUGUUUCAGGACCAUGGACAGAGACUUGAAAAACAAUUAGACCUUUCAUCGUGCAUGCUAAAGUUUCAAUUAUUUUUUUAAAAAAGAAACAUUUUUGAUGCAUAAAUAAAAUGUAAAAAACUUAUGUUUCUUGAAUUUCAUUCUUUUGAAUAUUUGCUUUUGAACUUACAUGCUCAAAGCUACUUAAAAAAAAACCUAAAGGCUUUUAUAGAACAGUUAAGAUGACUCAAGAUAACAAUACAAUUAAACAUUUAUUUUUUUCAGAAGAGACGGAAAUCUUAAAGUCUUGACUUCUUAUCAGGACACAUUAGCAGGAGGUGCCACUGCUCUCCCCCCGAUUCAGUCUCAAGACCCACCCUUUACUGUCUGACAUGACCGUCCUCUACAAUGCGAUACUGUAUUCUUUGUACCUCCCCUUUCUCGCCCUCAGUCUGCGUGCAUCCCAGCCUCCCUUCCUAGAUAUCCACCCCGCACCUCUCCACCCGCAAACAGCUCUUACACUGAGAUUUAAAAAAAAGGAAAGAAGAAAAAAAAGAGGAGAGAACAGUUUGAAACAUAAAUCUCCCUUCCACUGCUCCCUCUUCUCCUUGCCCUCCAAACGGACUUCAUCACUUUAUUCCUCUUCGCGCCAAUGCCCGACACCGCGCAGAAACGCAGGAUUUUUUUCUCUUGAGCAUGAGAAGGAUUGCCAAACCAUCCGCAAUCCAACAUUACCGCCUGAGCCACCAGCAUGAGCACUGGAUACGUACGCUCCAGCAGAAGUUGUUGGCCAGAGAACUAACACAUCUCGGAGCACAAAUACAGCAAAGAGGAGAGAGUCAGUUUCAGGUAAGUGCGCGCUUGGACCGACUUGGACCGGGCGCGAUCGGACGGGAUUACGCAUGUUUGGGGCUUUUUUUUUCUUGAUUGUUCUACUAUUAUUGUGGCACAGUUAUAGCGAUGUUGCGUGGUCAGCACGUUACUGUGGUGUCCUUUCCAGGAUAGAUAUCUUUUAUUUCCUCCAUCCAUCCUACAUUUUGAAAUAAUCGCCGCACAAGUCCAGUCAAGCUCCUCCCGGGCUGACUGGAUGUCGACGAGGCGCAGUCGGGCUUUUUCAGAUGAGACUUGCAGUCAAAUGAACCCUUCAUCAACACCCCCCUCUCCUCCUCCCCCCUCUAAAAAGAGAUGCAAAUGAGUUUUGAUGAUUGAGACUCUGCGUGCUGUAGGGCAGCAUCUCGCCGAGGUGAUGCUGCAGAAGGAGGAUGGAUGAGGAGGGGAUGGAACUAAAACUGAAUUACAAAGGCGACCCAUCUGAGCAUUAUUUGCUGCCCUGCAGUCGCUUUCCGCAGCUGGAUAGUCUCUAAUAUUUAUGACCAUCACUUCUUCAUCCUGAAAAUGCAUCCAAGUCUCCACAUAAUGGAGCGAGAAUGAACAGAGAGCGGCUUAGAAAAAAGCAUGAGCUGGAGGUUUAUUGAGGUCAUCUGCUUCCUGUUUAUAUGGGACCAUAUAACAGUUCAGUCUUCCCGCCAGGACCUGUUGGCUGCUGAACAACAUGUCACCAAACAGUAUGACUGGCUCAUCUCUGACCGCGGACCUUUCCACCACUCUCGGAGCUAUCUGUCCUUUGUGGAAAGAUUCCGCCAAGGAUUUACGACCCGAUAUAAAAUUUAUAGGGAAUUUGCACGUUGGAAGGUGAGGAACACUGCAAUCGAGAGAAGGGACCUCAUCCGCAACCCGGUGCCGCUAAUGCCAGAAUUCCAGCGCAGCGUACGCUUGCUGGGUCGCCGACCCACAACUCAGCAGUUCAUUGACACCAUCAUUAAGAAAUAUGGGACCCAUAUUCUUAUCUCUGCCACCUUGGGAGGAGAGGAAGCUUUGACAAUGUACCUGGCGAAAAACAAGCUGGACAGAAAGCUUGCCAACGCCACCCAGAAUGUGGAGGCUCUUCAUCAGUUGGCCUCAUCUUACUUUAUCGACCGUGACGUCACGAUGAGGAAGCUGCAUGAGAUCCAGAUUUCCACAAAUGCUAUCAAGGUGACAGAGACACGGACCGGACCGUUGGGAUGCAGUAGCUAUGACAAUCUGGACUCCGUUAGCUCAGUCCUCCUGCAGAGCCCAGAGAGCAAGCUCCAUCUGCAAGGCCUACAGGUCAUUUUCCCAGAAUACCUGCAGGAGAAAUUUGUCCAGUCAGCUCUGAGCUACAUCAUGUGCAACGGAGAAGGGGAGUAUAUGUGUCGCAACAACCAGUGCAUCUGUCUGUGCGGCGAGGAUUAUCCCCAGUGCAACUGUCCCAUUACCGACAUCCAGAUCAUGGAAAACACCCUGUCUGGGAUGUCUGAGUCAUGGGCAUCCUCCUAUAAAGACUUUGAGAACUCUGAUGAGUUCAAGUCCUUCCUGAAGAGGCUCCCCUCCACCCAUUUCCUGCCUAUCAGCAGUGUGCAUCUUCUGUGGGGCAGCGACUGGGACCUGCAGGCUCGUUACAGGCUCCUUCAGAGCUCCCUGGAGAUCCAGCGGCUCAAGAUCCAGCGCACUGCCCGCAAGCUGUUUAGCCUCAGCAUCCGUUGUCACCACAAUCCAAACCACCAGAUGCCGAGGGAGAGAUCUGUGAUGCAGUGGCUAAACAGAGUUCAGUCCUUCCUCUACUGCAAUGAAAACGGGUUUUGGGGGACCUUCUUAGAGAGUCAAAGAACAUGCGUGUGUCACACUGGUGUCACACUGUGCCAGCGGCCCAUUCCGUGUGUCAUAGGUGGCAACAACAGCUGUGCCAUGUGCAGCCUGGCCAACAUCUCCCAAUGCGGUUCCUGCAACAAGGGCUACAAGUUGUACCGUGGCCGCUGUGAACCGCAGAACGUGGACUCCGAGCGCAGCGAGCAGUUCAUCAGCUUCGAAACGGAUCUGGACUUUCAGGACUUGGAGCUCAAGUACCUGUUGCAGAAAAUGGAUUCACGGUUGUACAUUCACACCACUUUCAUCAGCAACGAGAUCCGACUGGAGACAUUCUUCGACCCGAGGUGGCGCAAGCGCAUGUCGCUGACCCUCAAGAGCAACAAGAACCGGAUGGACUACCUCCACAUGAUUAUUGGCUUGUCGAUGAAGAUUUGCCAAAUGCGAAACAGCAGCAUCGACCCGAUGUUCUUUGUUUAUGUCAACCCGUUCAGUGGCAGUCACUCUGAAGGCUGGAGCAUGCCCUUUGGCGAGCACGGUUACCCGCGCUGGGAGAAAGUGCGACUGCAGAACUCGCAAUGCUUCAACUGGACUCUUCUGCUUGGCAACAGGUGGAAGACAUUUUUUGAGACGGUACACAUUUACCUACGCAGCCGUGCUAAGAUUCCAUCUGGCCUUCGCAACGAUACAGGCCCGGUGGAUCUGGCAGACCCCAACAAACGCCAGAUCUACAUUAAAAUCUCCGACAUCCAAGUGUUUGGUUAUAGCUUACGCUUCAACGCCGACCUGCUUCGUAGUGCCGUACAACAAGUCAACCAGUCGUACACACAAGGAACCCAGUUCUACUCAUCCUCAUCUGUCAUGCUUCUGCUGCUGGACAUUAGGGAUCGGAUUAACCGUUUAGCGCCCCCUUCUGCACCGGGAAAACCCCAGCUGGACCUCUUUUCUUGUAUGUUAAAACACAGGCUGAAGCUCAACAACAGCGAGAUGAUCCGGGUGAACCAUGCCUUGGACAUGUAUAGCACAGAGAUCCUAAAACAAUCGGAUCAUCUAACUGCUAAACUCUGUUAAAACCCAACAGUAACUUAAAGACACUAAACAGAAACACCUGACAGACAAAUUAUGACACAAUGAUACUCUUUUUUUUCCCUCUUUUUCAUUUUUUGACCUUUUUUGCCUUUUGAUGUAUUAAUAACUUUGUAAGCAUAAUUCUUAAAAAAAAAAAAAAAAAAUAGCAGAAAGAGCAGCGAUGUCUUUUCUGCCAGAUGAAGAAUACUUACGGAACCACUAUAAGGACUGUAUCAUAUUUGUCCUAGCAUGUCUGUUAUUCCUUAAAUGAACUUAAAAAGAAAGGACAGGAAAAAAAAAAAACAACAAACUAAAAAAACAAAACAAACAAAAAAAACAUUCAAAGUAUGUAUGUGAAAAAGAGGCCUUCAUUUUUAACGGAGGGAUCAAAGGUUGUUUCUGAAACUGCCAUUAUUUAUUGAAAAAAAAAUGAAAAUAAGUGACAUUUUUAAAAGGAAUACAAAGGGCAGAACCAAUUUUAAAUUCAAAUGUUCCAAUUAUUUCCGAUAUAACAGGCAGUUUGAUCAAAUGUGUACACAUUGCUAGGUUCUGGUAGCCCUAGUAAGCUAGUAGACGGCAUAUUACUAAACUCUUUAUUCCACUGAAUCCUACAGUGAAUCUUCAUCGUCAACAAGUAUUUGGGGGCAAUCUCUGUCUGUUGUGACGGAGCAGGGCAGCAACAGGAUAGUCAUGUCAAAUAACAAAAGCCAGCUGUUUAUAUUUACAUGUAUAUGUGGGUGAAUGCGUUUGUAUGUGUGGGUGCGAGCGCCAUUGUUUAAAACUUUUGAUUUCUCCUUCCUGCUGCUCAGAGCUUAUUGCUGUUUGUUAAUUGAAUGUGUCACUCAAGAUCGAGCUCGGUUUUUUGCUAAAUCUUGCAUUUUGGAGCGCUUUAUUAUUAUUUUUUUCUUGUUUUUUUUCUCUUUCUCCCUGCCUUGCAUUUGAACUUCAAGCUGUGUUUUUCACAAGGCUGUACCUCCUGGUGCGUGAGUGCAAUAUUGUGGUCUGAAGAUUUAACAAUCAAUGCUAUUUUGUAUAGCUUUGCAAACUGUACAUGUUGUGACUGCUGUUUUGUGUAGCUUUUCCAGCACCAAGAGCAAAAUGUAAAAAAAUGUCCAUCAGUCAGGCACAUUUGCAAGACAACUUAAAGCCAUACACUUCCCCUGAGGUAGACAUACAGUAAAGCAUAAAGCUCAUCCUCACUUGUUCCAUUUGUUUGUUUUUUAAUUCUAUUCUCUCAGAUGAUUUAAUAUAAGAGCACAGCAAAGAGCAAGAUAACAAGAAAAGAAAUGUGUUGAGUGAGAUUGUACUGUAAAGCCAUUGAAUUUCUAUGUUGUGCUGCGGGAAAAGAAGAAGAAAAAAUGCUAUAUUAAAGCGUAUAAUACCUUUUUUUUUCUUUCGCCAGUGUAAAGUCUGUAAGCUUUUUAUAGCCAUGUGUAAAAAUGUCUUUUUUGUUUUGAUAUAAAAGGUGAAAUUUCCUGCAUGUUGCUGGAAGCAUAAACAGAGCUACAACUAUUUUUAUUUUUGAACUCUGAGCUGUCAAACUGAAGCAUAAAACACUACCUAUGAAACGAGUGUCCGCUCAUGAAUGGUCAUGGGUACGGGUAACUCGGAAUGUCUGUUUGUCCACAAUUCAGAACAUUUGAGAUUCCAAAAGUACACAUGGAGCAAAUGUAUACAUCUUUGGGUGGAUGGGCUGAGGCACAGGCAAAUGUCUUUGCAAUCUAUCACUCUUUUAUCAACGGCUGUAGCUAAAAACUGAUGUUUAGGGUAAUUUCCAUCUAGGAUUUUAUGUCUAAAUGACAUGAAAAACAAAAUACAGUCUGCACACAAGUCAAACUUUAUUCAAAAUGACUUAUUCUGCAGACACGGAGCAAUUAAAUUAAAAAGCAGCAUUUGGGGAGACGCCUCAAUCCAAGCAAAGCUGGAAGACUUUGGAACUAAAUUGGGCCUAAUAUUAAUUGAAACCCAAAUAAAACAAAUUGAAAAAAAUGUUGUUUUGGCCAAAAACAAAUAAAACGUCCAAAAGUUUGUGCUGUUUUAAAAUAAAUGUAAUUAUUUCAGCUUCAAAUGUUCAGUUUUUUUUUGUUUUAAAACUGAAUAUUUCCAUUUUAAAACUUAUUUUUUGAGUUUCAAAUCUUUUUUUCACUUUCAACUCUUUUUUAUAAAUUUCUUAAUCAGUAAAUUCCUGUUGCAUUGGGGCGGGGCUAACACAACAUUUUAAAGAAGUCAAAAAUGACGUUUUCGAUGUUUUCAACGUUUUCUAAGGACAUUUUUGAUGGCUGAACGUACCACAAAAAGAUGGCGCUUUGAACAAUCUAGAACAGUGUUUUGGACGCACGGUUUGUGUACGAUAAACUCUUUUUUGCUUUUUACACCUGACUUGGGACAAGUUCAGACUUCAGAUACAGAAAAUACAGACAUUUUUUACUGUAAUUUUCCAGGUUGUCAGACUCAGAGAAUGCCAUGGGACUGAAGUUACCACCCUUAUCAAUUUUGAUUGGUCCUUUGCAUUAACCCCGCCCAAACGCGCCACAACGUGGCCAAAAGUUUUGAGACUGAAAUUUUCAGAUAAAAAAAAAAAAGAGUUCAAAGUAAAAAAAAGAUUUAAAACUGAAAAUAAGUUUUGAAAUGUUGAGUUUUGAAACCUAAAAAAUCGAAAAUUUGAAGCUGGAAAUGAUUAAGUGUAUUUUAGAAUAGCAAAAAGUUUUUGACAUUUCAUUUUUUUUUUACCAAACACCAAAAUUUGUUUCAAUUUGUUUUAUUUGGGUUUCAAAUAAUAUUGGUCUCAAUUUAGCUCCAAAGAAGAUCUGUUAUGUGUAUUUUCAUGAGUGUGAAGCUGGGCUUGAUUUUACAUUUCAACUCCAUAAUUGUUCAUCUAUGCAAGUCGUGUCCAUGGAUGCCACUCAUGAACAUUUGCAGAAAAAAAGUGGACCCACAUUUUACAUUAAGAUUUGCAGUAUAAAUACUGCUUUAAGACCUUAGCAUAAGUGUCUUUGCUGCUUGCUGUUUGCACCCAGGCCAAGUAUCAAAAUGUUGGAUUUGUUCAAUGUAAUUUAUAGGAGAGGGAUAUGUUUUGAAGAUAACAUGCAACAAUUACAUUUAAUGCCAUUUUUCUACCACAGUGGCAGACUUAAUAGGAAUUAGCAUUAGUUAAUCAACACUGAUUUCUUCUGCACAAUGCUCUAAUUUGUAGUUUUCUGGUCAAUCACAUCACUAAGUAUAGCAUUCUGCUGAUAAAAGAGUUCAUCUCCAAGCUGAUCUCUUCCCAUUACAUCUCAGCAAAUGUCAGAUCCAUUGGCUUAUUGCUUAUAUGUGGUUCAACAGAGAAAACUUAAAAUAGGUACAAUCCACCGAAAACCACAUUAUUUGAAUCUUGGUACAUGGUGUUUUGGACAUGUACCUUCUCUGUUUUUCUAGUGAGACCAUUACUAAAAUCUUCUGAAGUACAACUAAUAUGAGCUGUUGUGUUCUGAAUGUUAACAACAAAGAAAACGCUAUUCAUGUCUCACAUUGAGCAGCUGCAGACAGUUUUGGAUUCCCAAAAUAAAUAAGGACACAUCAAAUUUGCUGCUGUCUCAUCCACAGCUGCCCCUAAUCUUCUUUUGAUGUGAAAACGGUUGUACCAACUGUAAAUGUCCUGUUGCGAUAUCUAAUACUUCAGACUUCUCUCAGUGUUUUGCUUCAUUUUAUUCUUUGUUCUCUGACAUCUUUUGAUAUGUCAACCAUUUUAUUUUUUUUAAGCUUGCAUGAAUUGGUAAUUUUUUGCUGUAACAUUAUGAUGAGAUUUUUAAGAUGUACUACAGUAAUGGUCUGUAGAACAACUAUGAGAACAUACAGCAAAAAAGUAGGGGCACAUUGACAUUCCACAUUCAAUAUUAAAAGUAUGUAGCUUUAGUUGUUUUUUUUUUUUUUUCCAAUGUUCCGUUUAUCAUUAUCAUUAUUUGAUUAUUUUUGAUGAUUAAAAGCAUGUGGGACAAAUUCAUCGUGUCUAGCCUGAAAGGAUUUUUUUAUUGAUUUUUUAGCAGCUAUAAUAUAAAGAAUGCUUUAAAUUAAAGAUAGGCCUUGUUUGAAAACGUUCAUGCCUGCAAACCAAAAUUUUGUGUCAUAUAUUUCUUUAACUGAAACUAUAUCUAUGUAUAUGACAUCAAUACAAUAAUUAUUGACUAAAAUGCUUCUGUCAGAGCUCCCACAGCAGCAGUUCUGUUAGAGAUGGCUUUUACCAGAAUUUAUGAAGAAAAAUGUCCAAUUAACUAACAUCCUACUGUUCUAAAAGAACCAAUUUCUAAUUUAUAUAUAUAUAUAUAUAUAAUUAUAUAUAAACACUUAGCAUCAAAAUCCUGAUUUUAAAGGUUAUUUAAUGUCAUUUUAAUCAUUUAUAGAUUUGAGUCCUGUUUGAAUGGACCAGAGCAUUGACUGUAAUGUUAAAAGCACUAACAAAAAUCCCCAAAAGGUUUAAAAAGCCACAGUCAUUGUGCAGUAACUAUGUGAACCUUUGAGCUUUGCUUGGAAAAAAAA